Suricata suricatta (meerkat) is the source of this 459-nucleotide messenger RNA. RefSeq names its product DNA replication licensing factor MCM3-like. The transcript is spliced from 2 exons. Gene Ontology annotation, biological process: double-strand break repair via break-induced replication; DNA replication; DNA strand elongation involved in DNA replication. The coding region runs from base 22 to 459 and encodes 145 amino acids. The record is from RefSeq and is a predicted model, not a curated record. NCBI's taxonomy places the organism in Eukaryota, Metazoa, Chordata, Mammalia, Carnivora, Herpestidae. Gene Ontology annotation, molecular function: single-stranded DNA binding; single-stranded DNA helicase activity; ATP binding. Gene Ontology annotation, cellular component: nucleus; MCM complex.
CGCCGUCUGGAAGCGGGGGCCAUGGUCCUUGCUGACCGAGGUGUGGUUUGUAUCGAUGAAUUUGACAAGAUGUCUGACAUGGACCGCACGGCCAUCCACGAAGUCAUGGAGCAGGGUCGAGUCACCAUUGCCAAGGCUGGCAUCCAUGCUCGGCUGAAUGCCCGCUGUAGUGUUUUGGCAGCUGCCAACCCCGUCUAUGGCAGGUACGACCAGUACAAGACCCCUAUGGAGAACAUUGGGCUGCAAGACUCACUGCUGUCCCGAUUUGACUUACUCUUCAUCAUGCUGGAUCAGAUGGAUCCUGAGCAGGAUCGAGAGAUCUCGGACCACGUCCUUAGGAUGCACCGUUACAGGGCACCCGGGGAGCAGGAUGGCGAUGGUGAGGCCAUGAGGAGAGAAAGAUGGACUAAUGGAAGGAAACCUAAACAGAUGCUGUUAUCUCAGGCCUGGCCUGGGUAG